GGGGUAGAGGGGUGGGGGACAGCCGAAUAUCUCACACGCCGUUUCACCCCCGGCAAGCGGGGUUCGGCGAAUCUAGAAGUGCGUGCCGAUCUUUAUCCGCAUCGUGGCCCUGAUUUUUAUCCUCAUGUUGGCUCAAGCAACUAGUUGUUCUGCCAGAGGACCAUUCCCACAAGAAAUCUUUGCUCGGUGCAGAAGGCUGCGGACCGCAAUGGCAAUUCGUGUGUUCAUUGUGGUGGUGGCUUUUGCUUUGCUGGCGGGGUCUCUGCGCCGAUUUCAUGAAUCGUGAUUUUGGGCGCCAGAUGCAGAGAGUCUGGGAUGAAGUAAUCGUCCCAGCGUUGGCAAGUACAGCUGGGGAGUGCCGCGUCGAUGGACAAUGUGAGUAUAUGUCCGAUAUUGCGGAUCGUUGGCUGCUGUACAUGGAAACGUUCCUCCACGUUCUCACGUACCUCACCGCACAUCCAGAUAUGUGCCCCUCGUACAUCAACGCCAUCCAGGCGUCGUGGAAUGAUCUUGCAGACGGCACGCAGUUGGCCUACGGAAGUUCCAAGUGGGUGUACGAGUUUUGGUGGUCGGAUUUCAUGAACCACCCCCACCUCGAGCAGCGGCCGCGCUCGAUGGAGGGGGUGUACAGGCAGAUGGACCUGGACACGACGUGGAACCCGUUCCGGUCCACGAGCUCGCUGGACAGGAUCCUCAGCGUCGCGAGGAAGCUGGGCAUAUACAACGCCCGGGGGGAGGUCGCAGCCCCGGAGUGCCUCCCACCGCCGCCGCGUCCUUGAGCCCACGCGCGGGCAGCCGGGAGCGGAGCGCGCACGUCCAGGACCUCCGGGGGGGGGGGCGCGGGAGAGGCCGCGGGCCGCGCCCCUCGGGGCCCCGCAGGGCUCGUUCGCGGCGGUCGCUCGCGAGGCACGCCGCUGGGCCUUCUCCACUCGGCUCUGCCGCCGCCGAAACGCGGCAGCCCAUCCGUGCCCUGCGCCGCCGCGAGGGGACCAGCAUCCUCCUCCUCCUCCUCCUCCUCC
Molecule: messenger RNA, 1019 nt
Organism: Prorocentrum cordatum
Lineage: Eukaryota; Dinophyceae; Prorocentrales; Prorocentraceae
Source: the annotation of a GenBank genome assembly